This is a messenger RNA of Symbiodinium necroappetens, 1155 nucleotides long. Lineage: Eukaryota; Dinophyceae; Suessiales; Symbiodiniaceae. The record is from the annotation of a GenBank genome assembly.
AUGGAGUCCAAGUUCGGAUGUUUCGGUCGAUGCUGUCCAUGCCUAGCUGAAAUCAGCUCUUUUCUCCCUGUGAGACCAAGCUUACCUCAAGCUCCCAUUCUUCCGGAAGACGACGCCACGGUCCCAUCUGCUGUGGAGCCCGACGGGAAAAGCGAUCUUAAGUGCUCUCCACGAAGGCAUGAGACGCAGGAGGAGACGCCCUGCCUAGUCGGCAGCGAGCCGACUGCCGGCGCCGCUGUCGCGGAGGAGCAGGGAGCACUCGCCGCCCCUCAGAGCAAGGACCGUGAGGAGCCUCAGGAGCCUCAGGAGCCUCAGGAGCCCAAGGAGCCCAAGGAGCCCAAGGAGCCCAAGGAGCUUGGGCCUGCGCCUGCAAACGUAGCCCAGGAUUUUCCUGCGCUGCCCCGUGCAGCUGCUGCUGCCGCUGCCGCCAGUGAGGCGUUGAAGCAAAGUGUGGAAUCCAGCUCCCAAAAUAUUGCCGUGGAUUCGAUAGGGUCCCAGAAAAGGAAGAAGGUUGUGGUCGAAUCUCAUGCAACACCGGGCUCUCGGCCGCGUCGACGAUCUGGACACGCAUCAUCCGCUUCCUCGGAAAUGCCGACUGUUCAGGAGACAUCCAUUGUGGAGAUGGAUGAAGAGGUGUCGCGGAACUUGGAAGCCUUCUUUCUGGAAGAAGACUCAUGGCAGAUGCUGCAGAAUCAAUUGAAGUUGGGGGAGGUCAAACCAGGUUUGAAACAGAAGAUUGCCAACCUUCACGUCAAUCUGCUCGUGUCAGAAUUCAAGGUCAGCGUGCCGAAGCCCUAUCCUGGAGUUCAGUACAGGAGGUCGAAAGACCUCGACGAACGUUAUUCCCGGUAUGCAGAGAAUGGGAGCAUCGUUUUCGGACAGUUGGACGCAGACCGCCAGUGGCUCCGAAUAUCUGGGAACAUUUUCCUUCCUGUUCGUGUCGGUCAGAUCCACGUCUUGGACUCGACUGACGAUUUGAAAGAGUUGCACCAGCUGGAUAUAAAGCCUCUCCCGGAUGGGAAAGAUGAGAUCCCUGAAGCUUGGCCACUUUGCUGUCCAUCUAACGCCAGCCAAAAGGUCGCAGCGGCCCAGGCUGGGGGCUCUGCUGUGGAAAAUGAAUCGAAGCCAAUGAGACCUGGGCAGCGCUCUCCAUGA